Manis javanica (Malayan pangolin) is the source of this 1932-nucleotide messenger RNA. The record is from RefSeq and is a predicted model, not a curated record. NCBI's taxonomy places the organism in Eukaryota, Metazoa, Chordata, Mammalia, Pholidota, Manidae.
AUGAGGGUGGGGCUGACCACCACCACCGGCCACAGACCUACCUGGAGCCUCGGUGUCUGCUCCAGAAGAAGUGGCAGGCGGGAGGAUGGGCAUGAGGCCAGGAGGCCUACAAAGUGCCAGCAGGUAGCCACUGGGAAGCUCUGGGUUUGCAGGCUCAUCGCCCUGCGCUACCCACCGCCGGCUGAGGAGGGCGCUGUGGCCGCCGGAAUCCCGUCGGCCGGCGCGGGGACGACAGCCCCGCGGGCGGUGCCGCCUGCGCAGCAGCAGGAGCCGAGGCGCUGCGGCGUGAAGUCUUCCCGUGGGAAAUCCAGUUGUCGCCGAGGGCGCCGGCCCGGCGGCUCUGUCGCUCUUGGCGUUGCGUGGGCGGCACCUUGGGGCGCAGAGGAGCCGACGGCAUCGUGCCCGCCACCGCUGGGGCCAGAGACGCGUCUUCUCCGGACGGCCCUCCGGCAAGAGGCAAAGGGUGCAGGCCACGCCCCCGAAAGGUGGAAAGACUGUAUCCCAGUUGGACAGCACCUGCCAGGGACUCGUUUCAUCGCUGUCAAAGUUCCUUUGAAAAAGCUGGAGGAAGCACUGAGGGAUCACUGGAACUCUGGACUGAAGCUGUCACUGAAAUGCCUCCAGCGUCAGGUGGCGGGUUACCCACCAGUGUCUGGAUAUGUCUGCUGCUGCAGGUCUUGGGGAAUUCUGGACCUUGCGGCAGACAAAAUGUCUGGCUUGGAGGCUGCAAACCCAGGGAAGUCUCCAUGCCCAGUGAAGUCUCCAUCACUACCAAGGAACAAGGAAGAGGUCAGUCUUUGGCAACUUUGAGCUGCGAAAUCAUGGCUGAGAGAACGGUCCUGCAGCCUGGCAGCCAGCGUGCACCCACCGCAGCUGUCUUGCUCUGAGUGAGCACAGCCUCUGUGUGAGGUUGAACUGGGCCCCAGGGAGAAUGGUUCUGUGGGAGGCUGGCCUUGCUUCCUGCUGGAGGUGGGCCUCUUCCUUAUGUGCCCUUAUUACAUGUAUUUUCUGCAUUUACAAACCUAAACAAGUGGAAUUUAGUUUAUCCAUCUGGUUGACCUGCUUCAUGGUUAGCUCUUUUAAUGGGUACUCUGAAAUGCAUUUCCUUACUUUGGGCCCUUGUCUACAUUCUCCUAAUAUUCUGCUAUCAUAUUUUGAUGCUUAACUCAACUUGAAAUUGAGGGUGUGUAGGAGUUUUCUGUUGUAGUAUAAAGCAAACUGGAAUUUUGGGUGAGGCUGUUUUUUAACUUACUCAUUUUUUGAGGACUGAUUAUACAUUAAAGCCUAAGUAGAGGAAAUGAGGAAGAAGAAACUGACCAAGGAAAAGGGGAUGUUUGAUUUCAUUUCUCAUGUUUUAGGAAUGAAGUUAUAAAUUAAUCUAGCCCCCGACUUCAUAUGUUCUUCACUGUUAACUGUUCAUCCCUCUCUUUUGUGGGGGAGGGAGAGAGUACUGGAAUGGCCUGAUUUUGGAGUGGCAGACACACUGCAGAGCCCUCUAAGCAUCUAGGUGUUUCAUUUUCUAAUGCCCUGAAUGAUUUUGGCAACCCAAAAGGAGCUCUCUGUCCACGACUCUCCAGUGUGGUGCCCAGAUCAGCAGCAUCGGCAUCACCUGGGAACUUGUUAGAAAUGCAUGUUCUCAGGCCCACCCCAGACCUACUGAAUCCAAAUCUCUGGAGGUGGAGCCCAGAAUCUUGUGUUUUAACAAGCCCUCCCCUUUGAGGUCCACCAGGGUGAUUAUAGAAGUCCACUGUAGGUAAUCCUGCUUUUCUAAGCAUCUCUGCCAAUUAUUAAACUCAAUCUACCUAUAGAUGGACCCUGAUCUUUCAGCCUACAGAGCAGUGUGUUUAAGGGUUUGAGUCUAUAGAGAAUUUGUAACCACCCUGGUUUUUAAAUCUUUGCUUCAUCAAGGACACAGUGGUCAAUAAAAUGUAU